This is a messenger RNA of Durio zibethinus, 1914 nucleotides long. The record is from RefSeq and is a predicted model, not a curated record. Lineage: Eukaryota; Viridiplantae; Streptophyta; Magnoliopsida; Malvales; Malvaceae.
AGUCAAAUUGGAGAUGAUAUUUAUUUGAGACAAACAUAUUUAACCUUUCCAAUUCUCUGUAUUCAAUCGACCCCACUGAUACUUCAAAUCUCUCUCUCUCUGUAUAUUCAGCUAUUAAAGUUACCAGCUUUAUAUAAGAAAAAAAGUCCCCAUUGAACCAACUGAAAGCAUAGCAAAAAGGGUAAAAACAGAGCAGAAGAAGAGAAGCGUCCGAUGAACGAAGCUUUGCUGUUUGCUACCAUGUGCAUCAUUGGCUUGCCAGUGGAUGUGCAUUUGAAAGAUGGCUCCGUUUACUCUGGAAUCUUCUAUACUGCUUCUGUUGAGAAGGAAUAUGUUUCUGUUUCAUUAGGUAUUGUUUUGAAGAAAGCAAAAUUGACUAAAAGGGGGAGAUGUGCCACCAAUGUUGCAAAUGGCAGUGUAGUGGAGACGUUUGUAAUCCUCACUGGUGAUCUUGUUCAAGUUGUUGCUAAGGGAGUUCCGCUUCCUUUCAAUGGUUUUGCCGGAAAUAUAGCUUGUGGUAAUGGAGAAACUGCUUUUGAAAUUCUCCCUUCCUCUGCCAAUCCACUGAGUGGGGCCAAGAAAUUCAAUAAUUCUACCUUGGAUAAAAUAAAAAGUAAUAGGAAAAGCAAUUCAGUCCAAAAUGAGAAUGGUUUUGCUGAUGGUUUUAUACCCACAAAAUCUGGAAAGGAGCAGGAAGGUGGAAAGUUGCCACAGAAUCCUAUGGGAAAUGCGAAGGAAGUUGAGUAUCAGACAAGAGACGGGACAAACAUUGAACAGGGCAAAGAAUCAAAUGAUGCUUUUAGUGCCACUGUUGCUGGAAGAGUGGUUGGGGAUGAUUCAUCGCAGCUUUUGCAGGAUGAAUAUGACCAAAAAUUUGAGUUUCAUGUUGAAGAGGAUGCCAAGGAAGUUCAACAUUCAGUUUCAAGCCGUGAGUCUUCUGCUCUUGAUACUCUUAAGCCAGUGGAUACCUGCCUUACUGAAGUAAAACCUGUUGAAGGAAAUGCUGAGAUGACAAUUAAGCUAUUGCUUAGUGGAGCACCUCAUGAUACUCCAAUAGUGCCAACAGUAGCAAAUGUGUCUCAAAUAUCAGGCAACCCUCCUAUGGUAGCUGUUGCUGGUUCUCAGCCAGAGGUUCGGUUUGGCACUUUUGCACCUCGUUCGUCUGCUACUUCUAAGAUUGCCUCUUAUGGUAACAUAACAGCUGCAACUGGUGUCAGUGGUUCUCAAUUUUCUCAACCUAUUGUUGGCCAUACGGGGAGUCAAACACAUCAACUUAGAUAUGCUGGUCAAUAUCAUGCUGUUCAGGCUGCAUCAGCAUAUUUGAAUCCAAAUUCUCAAGCUGUUAUGUUUGGACGGAUGGGACAGCUCAUUUAUCUGCCUGUUUCUCAUGAUUUGCUUCAAGGUGCAACAGCUAUCACUCCGGUACCUGCAUGUCCUCCAUUGACUCCGCAUCAUGUUCAAUUUCUGAAACACCAAGGAAAUCCACCAGGCCAAGCAUUGCAGCUUUCUGUACCUCAACCUUUCAUUGCCGGUGGACAGCAACCAUUAGCAGUGCCAAGCCACAUUCCAUUUUUGCAGCCUCCGUUCCUUGCUAAUCAUCCCGUUCGAGUCCUGGCAUCUAAUGGCCACUUUAGCACAAAGCUUCCAUGAAAAUUUUUUAUUUUGUUAGUAUAAAUUUUCAUUUUUUGAGAGCAACCAGCCUUGAGACAGGUUUCAUUGUUUCAUCCUCAUGCGAGGGUUACCCUUUUUGCUGUCUCCUUGCUGGUUGAUUGAUGAUGUAAAGACCUGAUAUAGAAGGUACUUGCGAAAGGGCUAUCGAACAAAAUAUCACAAGUCAUAAAUGUACUAAAAACGACAGAAAUGAGAAAAACCAGAGAAAAUUGAUGAAAUGGAAAAUCAAUUUUUCGUUUUUCA